Messenger RNA from Haemonchus placei, 333 nucleotides. The record is from the annotation of a GenBank genome assembly. Lineage: Eukaryota; Metazoa; Nematoda; Chromadorea; Rhabditida; Trichostrongylidae.
GCGUUCUUCAACAACGCAGUCGUUAAACAAGUUGAUGUCCCGACACUUGCUGGCAUGGCGUUCUUCAACAACGCAGUCGUUAAACAAGUUGAUGUCCCGACACUUGCUGGCAUGGUCGGUGUUCUUGCAAACCACGUCCCCACAAUUGGAGUAUUGAAGCCAGGAGUUGUUUCUGUAACCGAUAACGAUGGUAAAGUAACGAAACUCUUCGUCUCAUCGGGCACCAUGUCUAUGAAUAUCGAUGGAACCUGCCAGGUGCUAGCUGAAGAAGUUGUCAAAGUUGAAGAUAUUGACCAAGCAGUAAGUCUAGCCUUUCCUGUGUUGAUUUCGUAG